Messenger RNA from Lecanosticta acicola, 1925 nucleotides. The record is from the annotation of a GenBank genome assembly. Lineage: Eukaryota; Fungi; Ascomycota; Dothideomycetes; Mycosphaerellales; Mycosphaerellaceae.
AUGGACGUCAACCAGUGGGUGGGGAACACGGAGAUGAUCGACUGGAGCUACGGAACCGAUUCAAUGGCGACGGGCUACCACACCACCCUCAAUGGCAUCGUACCGCAAUUGGACGACCUCUCCCAGAAAGCUACAGUCCCCUCCAGCACUAACGUCGAGGUCCCGAACACAGAUUCAAUGACAGCGAGCAAGCAGCCUGGAGCCGAGAAGCCAUCUUCGCGGACUCUCCGUGCGUCGGAGCGCAUGACCAAGAAUCACCGUACUUCCGCGCAGCAUGAUUCCAGCAGCUAUUGUCCACCAAGCGACGAGGACGAGGCGGAUGAUGAGGCUUCUGAUCAGCGUUCAUCCUUGGACCACCGGCCAAAGAAACCAUGCACCCUUCGUGGUCCUGAGGUAUGAAAGCAGCUUCUACGUCGAUCUGCCUCGCUAAUCCCAAUGCCAGGACCGAAAGCAGUCCCGCACCAAGUCAGAGCAGGAUGAUCGCAAAGUCCGCAAAUUGAAUCGUAUUUACAACGUUCACCUCACCCGAGCGAAAGGUUUGGGCGUCGACUUAGAGGAGCAUGAACUUGUAGAGGUGCCUACUAAGAAGAGAGGUCCUUGGAGGGAGCGAAAGAUCAGGCAGCUGGAGGAAGGCAUCAACGAGCUUAAGCAGAUGAUUCACGAUCAUCAUCAGGGCGAGCAAGGUGAGCAUUGAGCUACCAAUGGCCACAGGAUACUUCUUAACUUGAGAUACAGUCCUGCAAGCCGCUGGGCAGAUUGUUCCGUUCCCUAACGCCACCUUUGGCAACACUGCAGCACCUUCUAACAAUAUGCCGGAUCCAAACACCAUCUCCGUCGAUAAACAAGUGCCAUGGUGGGAAAGCAAGCCGAUGGAGGAGUGGGACCAGGAACAGAUAGAGGAGUGGGCGAAUUCUCUCGAGGACCCGGUCAUCAGCGAUCGAUCGGCCCCACAGAUGAAAGCCCCGCCGCCUGCUCGUGCUGCGGCACAGCGCAAUCAAGUCCAAGUUACCGCCGAUGGCCAGCCGACGAGUGUUGACUUGCCCACAUCAGCUACUGGAGCCAGCUUUGGAGCGACUAGUGAUCUUCCUGUGGCCUAUAAGAACAACGGCCCUUCCGGAGCCUACGUUACCAGUGCUGACGGAAAUCUUCUUGGUCAUAUCACGGAGGGAGCUUUUGGCCCUGCAGUGUACUACGCAGGCACGGCUGUGGCCUAUGUCAACAAUGGACCUACCGGCCAAGUGCUCUCGAACGCGCAAGGGAAGCGUAUAGGAUACUACCGCAAUGGACCAGGUGGCGUUGCCUUCUAUUACGACCUCUUCAGCAAGAGCGACGUUGAGCAUAUGUCCUUUUCUGGCCUUUCCGGCGGUACCGGCGCGAAUCCGAACGGCAUGGGCAACGCUGCUGAAAAUCAGCUUCGUCUUUCCCAGCGGACAGUCGACAGUACGCCAAAGGACCCCAAAUCUACCCAAGUUCCCGAGCCCAGCCAGUACCAUCACUCUGCCGCCACUCAGAGCGAGAUUCCCAAAGACCUCUUUGAAAGCUUCCUCAGCGACCCCGCUGCAGCUCGAGAUGCAGUUGGUGAUAAUGUCCAAGAUCAACAAGCUUCAGGCCACUUGCACGAAGACCCUAUCGCACAGUACAUUCGCGAUAUUACUCCUGUUACCGAGCUUAUGGAUGGGAUGUACGAGCAGCCGAGCAGAAAGGCCGUCCCAGCGGACAACACGACCGUGAGUCUUGACGAUGCUCGUGCGCAGCCAGACAUACCUCCGACGGCCGAAGGCGUAGACGCGGUGGAGCAUCAAGGACUGGAUGGUCAAGCCGUCCUGCCGGGCAACACUGCCAAGGCUGCUGACUCUGCGCCCCCACAGGCUACCAGCUUCUCGAAUGACUUUCGCACGGCGACCAACCUCUCUCCCGGGGCGUGA